AGCAACUUCAUUGAGUAUCUCAGUCUGAAACUUGCCAGCCUCCAAAGCCUCGUUCAAUAUGCAUCUUUCCAGCAUCCUCCUUGCGGGCGCAGCCCUUCUCGCGGGUGCCGAUGCAUGCAAAUGUGUCAGUGGCGGCAACGUUUACCUCGAUGCCUCUCACGCUUGCUGCAACGAUCUUCGUGGGAACUGGCGCAACGGAAAUGACUGCCAAGCCGGAUCCAUUUCAGAGCAUCUGUCGAACUUCCGCCGCUGCUGCAGGAACUGGGGAUUAACUUCCGAUUGUGACUGCCCUACCUGCUCUGCUGCUGAGCUUCAAGCCGAUGCUGUUCACGACAGCCCUGUUGCAAACCCUGGGAAUGAGAAGUAAGCGCGUCCCUGUGGAGUUCCACUAGAACCUCGAUUCGACACUGG
This is a messenger RNA of Westerdykella ornata, 411 nucleotides long. RefSeq lists its product as uncharacterized. The transcript is spliced from 2 exons. The record is from RefSeq and is a predicted model, not a curated record. The coding region runs from base 59 to 367 and encodes 102 amino acids. NCBI's taxonomy places the organism in Eukaryota, Fungi, Ascomycota, Dothideomycetes, Pleosporales, Sporormiaceae.